Messenger RNA from Nilaparvata lugens (brown planthopper), 3349 nucleotides. It is a transcript of the gene rdgBbeta, whose product is annotated as cytoplasmic phosphatidylinositol transfer protein 1. Bases 177 to 1121 code for a protein of 314 amino acids. Lineage: Eukaryota; Metazoa; Arthropoda; Insecta; Hemiptera; Delphacidae. The transcript has 8 exons. Gene Ontology annotation, biological process: phospholipid transport. Gene Ontology annotation, cellular component: cytoplasm. Gene Ontology annotation, molecular function: phosphatidylinositol binding; phosphatidylinositol transfer activity. The record is from RefSeq and is a predicted model, not a curated record.
GUUGGUAAUAGUGAAAUAUUCAAGUUUACCUUCUGCUUUUGAUUUUGAUUCUCAAAUUAUUGCAAUUUGCGUUUCCACAUUCAAAGUUUCCAGUUGUGUUUUUGCAAAGAAUACAUAAUUUUAAAUAGGUUAUGACCAUUGAAAUUAUUGUACAUCUAUCUGAAGUGUAAAUUAAAAUGGUUUUAAACAAAGAAUACAGGAUAUGCAUGCCAUUGACUGUGGAAGAGGCCUACAUCAACCGUAACAGCAGAAGCAUGCUGAUGCCGCAUCUACAUAUUGGCUCAACGAAGGCCAACGUUGUCCUGCGCCAAUGUGUGGAUGAGUGGUAUGCCAACAGUGGCUACCGCUGGCCUUCAUCGGGCACAGGUCGAAUCGCAGGCUGGGCCAGCGAAUGGGUCAAGUGUGGACUAGGCAUAAAUGCUUUACUCUAUGACCGCUUCGUUGUCAAUGACCAUCGUUUGCCAUACUGGGUCCAGUCAUUCCUUCCCAAAGUGUUCUACGUGACCGAAAAAGCUUGGAACUAUUACCCCUUCACAAUAACAGAAUACACAUGCUCAUUCAUCCCCAAAUUUAUCAUAUCAAUUCAGACCAAGUUUGAAAACAACAAUGGGUCUUCUGAAAAUUGUUUAAAUUUGGACGAAGAGGAGCUUAAAAGUAGGACUGUGGAAUUCGUUGACAUUGCUUAUGAUGAAGUACCUUUGAAAAGUUACAAAGAAGAAGAGGAUCCUCGUUUCUUCGUUUCAAAAGAAACCGGACGCGGACCUUUAGCUGAGGGAUGGCGAGAGAAUACAUUACCAAUCAUGUGCUCAUACAAGUAUGUGAGUGCAUCAUUCGAAGUGUGGGGACUACAGACCAAAGCAGAAGAUCUUAUACAUAAAUCGAUAAGAGACAUCCUGCUGCUGGGGCAUCGGCAGGCAUUCGCAUGGAUCGACGAGUGGAUCAACAUGAGCCUGGUCGACGUCAGGGGCUACGAGAGUGAAAUGCACCGAAAGACAAACAGCAAAGUGGCCGACAACUUGCCUACUCCCACCACCCCUGCUCCCACCCCUACCUCCCCCAAAACGCCAACUACCCCUACCAGUGCCCUAGCUUCGCCUAAAUCCUGGUUUUCAUGGUCUUAAUCGAUGUAAGCCACAAUCCCGCAUCGCAUCACUAUACUGUCAAACAGUUACGUCUAGUUGUCUAUAUUAUUAUAAAUAUUUCAAUAAACUUCCAUAAUCUAUUGGAUGUUCUAUUUACUAAAGGCUGGUUGCACAAACCACGAUCAAAUCUCAAUCUAAUCAUUUGUAACGGUUGGUGGCAACCGGACAAUUUAGAGGUAUAUUGCUAAAUGUGUUGAUGUCAUCAAAUGACAUCAAUGUUUUCCAUUCGUGAUUUAGUUAAGACCAAUGAACAAUGAUAAUUAGGUCCCGGUUAGUGCAGCCUGGCAAUUUAGAGGUCUAUUGCUAAAUGUGUUGUUGAUGUCAUCAAAUGACUUAUCAAUGUUUUCCAUUCGUGGUUUAGUUAAAGACUACCGUAAUUAACAAUGCGUCAUAUUCAUGUUUGCUUCCAACUUUUACUACUAUUAUAAACUGUUUUAAGCUUUAUUAGCGUUAAAGGUAAAUAGUGUUGAAACAUGCUCUAAAACAUGAAUUCUGUUGCCCAACAAAGAAUUUUUGUAACGGUGACAUGGACUUUUAAAAAGUGUCUACUAGGAAUGUCUGCAGACAGACACAUGUCUACAACUUGUCUGUUGAAAUGUAAUUUUUACAAGAAGGAGUACUGUAUUGAGUUGUUGAUAUUCAAAUCGUAAUAUAUUUAUUACAAUAGAGUUUUCUUGUUAUCGAUAAAAUCCAAAGCAGUCAAAUAAUUCAAAAAACAGUCUAAAUUUAUAACAAUGUGGGUUGUCGAAAAGUUAUAUGGCCUACGAGAGUAAUAAUUGUUAAAAUUAUCAAUUUUGUUCAUAUACAUCUAAACUAGUUUUAAUCCGUUAACACCGAUCAAAUCUCACUUCUUUAAUAUGAAGUAAUUUCUUAUAAGUAUAGGUAUGCUCCAUUAGGGUACAUGUUAAUGUAAUCUUACGACUCACACAUUACUUUUAUCAUUGUUAUAAAGACUUAAUAGUAGAUGGUUAAACUAGAAUUUCGACUUGAUUAAAUUCAUUUCUGGGUUUUGGUGAAGGCCUAUUACAACGUACAAGGUUGUACGAUUUGAAUUGAAAGAUUUUUUAAUCUUUUUUAUUAAUUAGGUACGUCCAAAAAUGAAAGUAGGUAAUAUAGGACAUGUAAAUUGGUACUAUAUAUUCUUGAAAUGAGAUUGCCAUUAUUAAAUUGGGAUGGAUCAUACUGUUAUUUUUUUCCUAUUAUAGAAUAUAUAUUAUAAUAUGGGCGUUCAACUGUAGGCUUUUAUGUCGACUUUAUCUGAAAAAAUAGAAAUCAUACAAUGAAAACACUAAUUUGAAAUUGUUAACCACUUUUUCGCCGAUAAAAAGUAAUUGACAAUUUCAUAUUAGUAGUGUUUUCAGUAUGGAAAAGUACCACAAUAUCACUCACAACACAACUGUAAAGAAAUCAUAUAGUCCUAUUCAAGUUUUAAAAUGCUAUCUACUUAUUUUAGUAAGUGUAUAAUAACCAAUUACCGAAUGUAAAAUUUGAACAAAUUUGGUAAAAGUAGGCUACUGGUAAUAUACAUCAUAUUUUAGGGGGCCAAACAAUAAUUUCACAACGAAUACCUAGACUACUAUUCAACUCAGGUACUGUAAUAUUUUGUUCAACAGAAAAUAUUUUCUGGAUAUAAGUCAUUAUUAAAAAAUAAUUUGAAAUACACUGAUUCGGUUGUCAAUCAUUCUACUCUAUAAAGCAAAUUUUGAGGACUGCAGUUUCAUGAUGACCAAUUCAUUUUCACCCGUGUUGACAACAGAAUUAGUGACUUUUUAUAAUAUAAAGAAGUUUCACAACAUAAAUGAUAUGUAUUUGACAAAUCUCAUAUCUUGUAAAAUUAUAAUUUUAUUAGUAAAAUCUAUCUAUCUAUGUAAAAUCUAAAUAUCUUAUAAAAUUAUAAUUUUAUGAGUAUAAUCUAUAAUAUUCCAACUUUCUUCAUGUCGGUUUUUUGGGAAUCUAUUGUUUCAGAUUUGCGCAAAUUUUGUAUUUAGUUUUAAUUGUAUUUACUGUGUAGUUUCUGUUUUAUAAUUUUGUAUUAUAAAGGUGUUGAUAGGUUUUGAUUGUUAAGGUUAUCGAACUACUCAAUUUUAGAUUGCAGUAGAUCAGAUAAUAAGGUAAAAUUGAAUUGUUGUUACUGUAUAUACAUAUAUAAAAUAUUGUUAAAAUUUAAAAAUAUGUUGAAUAAAUCAAUAAUGUAGUAAAUCUUUCAA